AUGCCAAGCAAAAUUACAUUUGAAAGUCUAACUGCAUUGGGCCAAGACACUCUAGGUACUCUAACAUUUGAUGAGAAGCAUCAUUUGAUUGACACUUCUGGUAUCGGUGAGAAGAUCAACAAGUCCUUUGUCGCCGACGCUGUCAGAAAAUCCAAUGACGAAUUGGGUAAGUUGGGUUACCAAGUCUACGAGGACAGCAAGGUUGUCGGCCAUGCUUUCAAGGAUGGUGCCGGUAAGACUACCGUUUACUUCCACGACAAGAAGGACGAGAAGAAAUAA
Molecule: messenger RNA, 279 nt
Organism: Nakaseomyces glabratus
Lineage: Eukaryota; Fungi; Ascomycota; Saccharomycetes; Saccharomycetales; Saccharomycetaceae
Gene: EGO4
Product: Ego4p
Source: RefSeq, a predicted model, not a curated record